Messenger RNA from Mixia osmundae IAM 14324, 1106 nucleotides. RefSeq lists its product as uncharacterized. The transcript has a single exon. Gene Ontology annotation, cellular component: phagocytic vesicle; late endosome; lysosome. Gene Ontology annotation, biological process: phagosome-lysosome fusion. Gene Ontology annotation, molecular function: GTPase activity; GTP binding. The record is from RefSeq and is a predicted model, not a curated record. Bases 63 to 1043 code for a protein of 326 amino acids. NCBI's taxonomy places the organism in Eukaryota, Fungi, Basidiomycota, Mixiomycetes, Mixiales, Mixiaceae.
CGCAAAUGGUCGCGGCCGGGUCGGCUUGAGGCCUCCGUGACGUCCAUUGCGGCCGCCGUGGCAUGAAGCGGACGGCCAAGGUCGUGCUGAUCGGAGCGAGCUCAUGCGGCAAGACUUCUUUGCGAGACCAGUACGCCCACGGACGGUUUCAUGCGAACUACAGAGCCACGCUGGGCGCAGACUUUAUCAGCAUCAAUCAACCUGUCGCUCAAGCCGGCUCGUCCACUGAGGUAUCGCUAUCCGUAUGGGAUACUGCCGGUCAGGAACGCUUUCGCGCCAUCGCAUCGGCAUUCUACCGAGGAGCUGACGCCGUCGUGCUUGUGUUUUCGCUGAUCUCAAGGGAUUCUUUGCUCAGCCUCAAGUUCUGGCUGCAGGAGUUCAUAGAACGGUGUCCUGUCUUGCCAGGAGAGAGCGAUCGCUUCACGUUUCUUGUGCUUGGGAACAAGGCGGACCUGGAGGACGGACAACUAGAGCAGAGGGAGAUAGAUACGGUUCUCCGCGAAUUGCACACGUUACUGGCCGGACAGCCAUCGAAUGAGGCAGCAGCAUCGAGCGCCUUUACCUCGGCCGAAAAGACAGCGAGUCUGCUGCCCGGCUAUGACCAUACAGCAGCCCUGAAAGCAACAUCUGCGAGCGCAUUGGACUCCUUAGAAGCCGACGAGAGUGCGUCUCGACAAGUCAACGUCGACCAGCUCGAUAGCGACUACGAUGAUGACUCGCUGGACAGCUUGUCAGGUUCGCCUCCCCCUCCACUUUCUACUUUGGCCAGUCGAACACGGGCCUCUCGAGCAUCACCAGAGGGCAGGCUUCAGUACUUGGCCACAUCUGCAAAGACGGGCGAGAAUGUCAAGCGAGCCUUCGAGAUGAUAGCAGAGCAAGUCCUGCUGCGACAACAACGCAAUGAGGGGCCUGACAGAUCCAGUUCGUCCUCUGCCGUCGGUCAUAUUGACAAUAUCACGUUUGGCGCUCCUGGCGAUUCUCUCACCGUAGGCAACAAGACCGGACCUAAUGAGAGCAAGGGCUGGCUAUCACCGUGUUGCUGAACGAUGCCAUAACUGCACUGUUGCUUGUAACAUAAUGCAAGAUCGAGUCCACGAGCUAGCGAG